AUGACUCUUCAGAAGGACAAGCGUGCUCGUGCAAAGGCGAACGCACACGAAGCUGGUGAGGAGACAUCAAACGCGAGAUCUAAAUUAAAGGGGAGAACCCCCAAGGUGUUCAAUGCCAAUGAUUCCGGCCAUGAGUCAGAUGGAAAUUCUGCCCUUCGAAGAGUUGAAGAAGCUGAACAGUCUCAGAAGAACACUGGCCACCGCGGUCCUCAAAAUCAGAGUAUGAUUCACUAUCAUGACCCUGUUCCAACGAAAGACAAGUCCACAGGGAAACUACGAUGGUUGUUCAGCUGUAAAUUUUGCAAUAGUCAUGUUCGAAGCGUCCGGACUGUUGAUCGUACAGUGAAAGGGAAAGACCCGAAAUGGGAGGAUGAGCCCAAGCUGCCAAAGAUGAACAAUCUUGUGAGCCACCUCAAAGAAUGCAAAGUCAAAAACUCACCGGAAGAUAGCAUUGACAGCGGUGAUGAGGGCACCUCCAUAAAUUCCAAGUUUAACCUCAAGAGAAGUGCGGAUAUGAUAGGAGAGUACAUAAAGGAGGGUGAGAAGAAUCCGCAGGUUAUUCUGACACAGAAGGGGUUCUUACAUCUUUUUUCGGCCUGGAUCCUUGAUGAAAGUCUUCCUUGGACGACCGGAGAAUCUCCAAGCCUUGCUGCCCUGUUUAAGUAUCUGAAGAUCACAUUCAACCUUCCAUCCGACACAACAGUACACAAUCAGCUUGCUCACAUCUUUCAUGAUUUGCACACAAAAGUCGUUCAUGAGUUCUCGGAAGUGAAAUCGAGGAUCUCCUAUUCAGCCGAUACAUGGACCACACCUCAGAUGGUCUACUCGUUUGCCUGUAGUAUUGCGCACUGUAUUGAUGAUGACUGGAAUUUGAUUGAACGGGUUGUUGACUUUCUCCAACUCGAGGACAAGGAGCACGAGGGCUUCUAUGCGGUGCUCGAUGGCAGCCCGCUCGCUAUCUACAAACACGUACACUACGCGGCCUGGGUACUAAGUGAACUACUAAAAGACGUCUGCCCCCCCAACCACGAGCCUUAUGGCUCAAACGCCUAA
This is a messenger RNA of Cyclocybe aegerita, 1053 nucleotides long. The record is from the annotation of a GenBank genome assembly. NCBI's taxonomy places the organism in Eukaryota, Fungi, Basidiomycota, Agaricomycetes, Agaricales, Hemipholiotaceae.